Anolis sagrei ordinatus is the source of this 3000-nucleotide messenger RNA. It is a transcript of the gene MARK1, whose product is annotated as microtubule affinity regulating kinase 1. Gene Ontology annotation, molecular function: tau-protein kinase activity; ATP binding; protein serine/threonine kinase activity. The record is from RefSeq and is a predicted model, not a curated record. Gene Ontology annotation, cellular component: cytoplasm. Lineage: Eukaryota; Metazoa; Chordata; Lepidosauria; Squamata; Anolidae. Gene Ontology annotation, biological process: intracellular signal transduction; microtubule cytoskeleton organization; protein phosphorylation.
UCCUCCUGGCCAGCCUCCUCCUCCUCCUCCUCGCCGGCCGGCCGCCGCUGCUCACCUGAGGCGCCAGGCAAAGGAGGCCAGGAGGCGCCGCCCCUCGGGAGGCCAUCGCCGCCGCCGUCAGCCCGGCCCUGGGGGCGGCGGCGAGGGCCAGAAGCCAUGGCCAGGGCUCCGGGCGUCUAAGGAGGAGGAGGAGGGGGAGGGGGAGGAGAAGCCGCAGAGGCCUGCGAGUCCCAGGCGCCGGGGGAGGCUGUGGGUCGGGCGGAAAGGGGCCACAAGAUGUCCUCCACCCGCACGCCGCUGCCCACCGUCAACGAGCGGGACGCCGAGAACCACACUUCUGUUGAUGGCUAUACUGAGCCCCAUGUACAGCCCACGAAAUCAAGUAGCAGACAGAACAUACCUCGUUGCAGAAACUCAGUUACAUCUACAAACGAAGACCAUCCUCACAUUGGGAAUUAUCGCUUGUUAAAAACAAUAGGAAAAGGAAAUUUUGCUAAAGUAAAGCUUGCUAGACAUGUUCUAACUGGUAGAGAGGUUGCUGUGAAAAUAAUAGACAAAACACAGCUAAAUCCUACUAGCCUUCAAAAGUUAUUCCGAGAAGUACGAAUAAUGAAGAUAUUGAACCAUCCUAAUAUUGUUAAAUUAUUUGAAGUUAUUGAAACAGAGAAAACCCUAUACUUAGUAAUGGAAUAUGCCAGUGGAGGAGAAGUUUUUGAUUACUUGGUUGCACAUGGAAGAAUGAAAGAGAAAGAAGCACGUGCAAAAUUUAGGCAGAUAGUGUCUGCGGUGCAGUACUGUCAUCAGAAGUGUAUUGUUCACCGGGAUCUCAAGGCUGAAAACCUUCUUCUUGAUGGAGACAUGAAUAUUAAAAUUGCAGAUUUUGGGUUUAGCAAUGAAUUUACUCUUGGCAACAAACUGGACACUUUUUGUGGAAGCCCUCCAUAUGCUGCCCCUGAACUCUUUCAAGGAAAGAAAUACGAUGGCCCCGAAGUGGAUGUCUGGAGUCUAGGAGUUAUUCUUUACACUCUCGUCAGUGGAUCAUUACCAUUUGAUGGGCAAAAUUUAAAGGAACUGAGAGAACGAGUAUUACGAGGGAAGUACCGGAUACCAUUCUACAUGUCCACAGACUGUGAAAAUCUACUGAAAAAAUUACUUGUAUUGAAUCCAGUCAAGAGAGGGAGUUUAGAACAAAUAAUGAAGGACCGAUGGAUGAAUGUUGGUCAUGAAGAAGAAGAAUUAAAGCCAUACACUGAGCCUGAACCAGAUUUUAAUGACACCAAAAGAAUAGAUAUUAUGGUCACUAUGGGUUUUGCAAGAGAAGAAAUUCAUGACUCUUUAAUAAACCAAAAAUAUGAUGAAGUAAUGGCUACUUAUCUGCUCCUAGGCAGAAAACCACCUGAGUUCGAGGGAAACGAGUCUCUGUCCAGCACUAACCUGAGUCAAAGAUCUCGGCCAAGCAGUGACCUCAACAACAGUUCUAUGCAAUCUCCUGCUCAUCUGAAAGUCCAGCGGAGCAUAUCAGCCAAUCAGAAACAGCGUCGGUUCAGUGAACAUGGUGGGGAUGGCAUUCAACCAAUUGGCCCAUCAAUCCCUCCUGCUGUCUCAUACUCAAAAAGAGCUCAGGCAAAUAGUGUGGAGAGUGACCAUAAAGAGGAAUGGGACAAAGAUGUACCACGUAAACUGAGCAGCACUACAGUUGGGUCCAAAGGUGAGAUGACAGCAAGUCCAUUGGUGGGCCCCGAAAGGAAAAAAUCAACUACGGUUCCAAGUAAUAAUGUGUUUUCUGGGACUAGCAUGACAAGAAGAAACACCUACGUCUGUGAACGGUCUACAGAUCGCUAUUCCGCCAUUCAGAAUGGGAAAGACAACAGCCUAACAGAAAUGUCUGCAAGCAGUACUUCUUCUGCCGGCUCUGCUGUAUCAUCUGCAGUAUCAACACGGCCUCGACACCAGAAGUCCAUGUCUGCCUCUGGUCAUCCUAUAAAAGUUACGUUGCCAACUAUCAAAGAUGGCACUGAAGCUUAUCGACCAAGCAGUACAACUCAAAGAGCACCUGCUGCUUCCCCGUCUGCUCACAGUAUUAGCACUACCACUCCAGACCGAACCCGCUUUCCUCGGGGGAGUUCAAGCCGAAGCACUUUCCAUGGUGAGCAGCUACGGGAGCGGCGGAAUGCCACUUACAAUGGGCCACCUGCAUCACCGUCACAUGAAACAGGCACGUUUGCUCAGAGUAGAAGGGGGACAUCAACCGGCAUUAUAAGCAAAAUAACUUCCAAAUUUGUUCGCAGGGAUCCCAGUGAAGGCGAAGCCAGUGGCAGAACCGACACCUCAAGGAGUGCUUCCGGGGAGCCCAGAGAGAGAGAGAAAGAGGACGGCAAAGAUUCUAAGCCACGGUCUUUGAGAUUUACCUGGAGCAUGAAGACGACAAGUUCCAUGGACCCAAAUGAUAUGAUGAGAGAGAUUCGAAAAGUGUUAGAUGCAAAUAACUGUGACUAUGAACAAAAAGAGAGAUUCCUGCUCUUCUGCGUUCAUGGCGAUGCGCGGCAGGACAGUCUGGUCCAGUGGGAGAUGGAGGUCUGUAAAUUGCCGCGCCUGUCGCUCAACGGAGUCCGCUUCAAGCGAAUAUCUGGGACUUCAAUUGCCUUUAAAAACAUUGCAUCCAAAAUAGCCAACGAGCUUAAGCUGUAAAGAGCAACGGCACUUCUGGGAUCAGGGAAGAUUCAGCUUACAUUUUGAAUGUACUGGUUAUGCCUAACAUGAUUGGCCUAUGACACCCCCCCAUGUAGAAAUUGUCCCUGUUGCAAUAAGGUUAUACAUAGUUAUUCUGAAUUGUAAAAUUUAAUUCAGUAUGACCUACCUUAAAAGGAAAAAAAACAUACUGUAGCUAAAGAAGUUAUGCUCACAUGUACAGGUAAGUAUAUAGAGCGUUCUUUUUUGUUUUAUGUCCAUAGAAUUGUAUAAAAAGAAGGCUUAAAUACAGAUCUUGUAUAGUUAUCUAAA